CAUGCUGCCCUCUUGAAAGGGGAGGGAGGGGAAGGGAAGAGAGAGAGGCCAAAAAAAUAAUAAUAAUCGCCCGUUUCGGCGUUUCGAGGUGUGGCAGUUUCUUCUCCUGCUGCUUCAGCCGCUUCAGCCAAUAGGAGAGGCGGGCUGGGGGGAAAAGGAAGGCUUUGGAAGGAAGAGGCAGAGCAAACGGCAACAGAGAUGGCGCGGCUGGUGGCCGUUUGCAGAGACAGCGAGGAAGAAUUCCUCUUCGAGAGGCUGCAGAUCCCCCUUUACAUCGACGACACCCUGACGAUGGUGAUGGAAUUUCCUGAUAACAUGCUAAACCUGGAUGGACAUCAGCACAAUGGAGGCCAGUUGAAGCAGUUCAUUCAGAGGCAUAGCAUGCUGAAGCAGCAAGAUUUGAGCAUCGCCAUGAUGGUGACGUCACGUGAAGUCCUGAGCGCCCUUUCUCAGCUCGUCCCCUGCGUCGGCUGCCGCCGUAGCGUGGAGCGCCUCUUUUCUCAGCUGGUGGAGUCUGGGAAUCCCGCUCUCGAACCCCUCACGGUCGGGUCCAAGGGAGUCCUGUCUGUCACUCCGAGCUGCAUGAGGGAUGCAAAGAAGCUUUACACGCUUUUCUACGUACAUGGGUCCAAAUUAAAUGAAAUGAUUGAUGCAAUUCCGAAAAGUAAGAAGAACAAGCGGUGCCAACUGCAUUCUUUGGACACUCACAAACCGAAACCCUUGGGAGGUUGCUGGAUGGAUAUAUGGGAACUCAUGUCGCAGGAAUGUCGAGAUGAAGUAGUCUUAAUCGAUUCCAACUGCCUACUAGAGACCCUAGAAACUUACCUCCGAAAACACAGGUUUUGCACCGACUGCAAAAACAAAGUCUUGCGGGCUUACACCAUCCUGAUCGGCGAGCUGGACUGCAGCAAGGAGAAAGGCUACUGCGCCACCCUUUACGAGGGCCUGCGCUGCUGCCCUCACGAGCACCACAUCCACGUCUGCUGCGAGACCGACUUCAUCGCCCACCUCCUUGGCCGAGCCGAACCCGAGUUCGCAGGAGGGAGACGAGAAAGACACGCGAAGACAAUAGACAUUGCCCAGGAAGAGGUCCUUACCUGCUUGGGCAUCCACCUGUAUGAACGGCUGCACCGCAUCUGGCAGAAGCUGCGGGCCGAGGAACAGACUUGGCAGAUGCUUUUCUACCUGGGGGUCGAUGCUUUACGCAAAAGCUUUGAGAUGGCGGUGGAGAGGGUGCAAGGCAUCAGCCGGCUGGAGCAGCUGUGCGAGGAGUUCUCCGAAGAGGAGAGGGUGCGGGAACUCAAGCAGGAGAAGAAGCGCCAGAAACGGAAGAACCGGAGGAAAAAUAAGUGCGUCUGUGAGAUCCCGGCUCCGUUGCAAGUGAUGGAGGAGAAGGACAUGCGGAGCCAAGAAAAGGAAAAUUUCUUGGAGACCAGCUGCACAGCCUGUGGCAGCCCGGAAGAGCGGAGCAGCCGCGUCGAGGUCAUUGUGACCAAUGCGAAUGCUUCCUGCACUUGUCCCACCAGUGGCGCUUUACUGCGCUCCCCUAAAAUAAAGAAAGGUAGGUCGUGCCAGCUCUUGGCGGAGUGCACCGAAGGGAUUUGCAACCACGAUGAAAAUGUGGAUGAUCCGUGCAUUCACCGUUGCGAAGACAAAGAAGAGGAUGGGGACAGUUGCGUGGAAUGCUGGGCGAAUUCGGAAGAUACUAACAUGAAAGGCAAAAACAAGAAGAAGAAGAAGAAAAACAAGAAGUGCGAAGCCGAGCACAUCCAAAAGCUGAGUAGCUGCCUGGUGGAGACCAGUAACCGAGAGGGUCCGGUGACUGCCACGCACACAGACUACCACCGAGACAAGACCAAAGACCCCCGUGCCGAAAUCUGUUGUCGCAUAGAAAAAGCUGGGCCCGCAACGGUACCUUGGCUGGAGCACAGGAAAACAGCCUUGUUGUGUGCGGAAUCUUCAGAGGCAUCCCCUGCUCCCGAAUCAGGGAAGGGCACAAAGAGUUUGGUGGAACUCCUGGAUGAGUCCGAAUGCACUUCCGAUGAAGAAAUAUUCAUCUCGCAAGAUGAGAUCCAGUCCUUCAUGGCCAACAACGAGUCCUUUUACAGCAAUAGAGAGCGGUACCGACAGCAUCUGAAGGAGAAAUUCAACAGAUACUGCCGCCUGAACGAUCACAAGAGGCCGGUGUGUGGCGGUUGGUUGACAACAGCUGGAGCAAACUAAACCGAAUAAAAUUAGCUCUGUCUUUCAGUCAAACUGUCAAAAAAUGACUACUUGCGCGUUUUCUCUGUCUUCGGAAAACCGUCUCUCUUAGCGACUAAACAAAAUCGUAUCUUUUUAAAAAGAAAAAAAGAAAAAAAAAGA
Messenger RNA from Notechis scutatus (mainland tiger snake), 2364 nucleotides. NCBI's taxonomy places the organism in Eukaryota, Metazoa, Chordata, Lepidosauria, Squamata, Elapidae. The record is from RefSeq and is a predicted model, not a curated record.